CUCAACGGGAAUGUCUUCCAACAAGUCCUAAAUAUCUAUUCUGUUUCUUUCCGAAGCCUCUCUCAAUAACACAACAUGAAUUACGAUUCAGAUGUCGCGAUUCUGAAAUCGCCCGGUUCACGCGUGGAGACCUCCCGGCAGCGUUUUGUAGACUACACCUUAUAAUUGUGAACAGCCUGUUGCUCUACAUGGAUCUCCACAAAGUCAACUCUCAAAUUGCUCUAGUUGGCUCUCAAUUGACAAAACCCGAGGAGUCUCAACCAUCACGACAUUCCACCUCAUCUCCAGACUUCGGAAUCGAAGGGCCUCGGAGAACAUCACCAACCAACUUUAACACCCUCACAGAAGGAGACGGAAAUCCAGCUCCUAGCUCCUCUCGAGGAAUCGAAAGCAGACAUAAUUCUGUACUUCCUCCGCUACCUGCUGCUCGAGGGAAUGGCGAUGCUGCUCGGCGCUCCGAAAUACCUCGUACACUCGAAACACUGCCAGCACAAUCUCCCACUCGGAGAUCCAACAUCGACUGGAUAGUUCCACUUGAACCAGAACACAAGGAGACAACGACCAAUCCUCGGGCGAAAACGGUGGGGGAACGAUUACUGCCGACCUUAGAGAAUGCGGAGGCAGAGCGCACUAACUACGCUCUGAGAGCGAAGAUGACCGGAUUUGCUCUCAAUGUAGCUAUAGGUCUUCAAGUACUGCUCGGCGCGUUAACAACAGCCAUAUCUGCCGCGACCUCCGGAAAACAGACAUCUAUCGCAGUGUCAGUUCUUGGUGGAUUAUCUACUCUGGUCGCGUCUUAUCUUGCGCGUGCUCGAGGGUCAAACGAGCCGGAGCUCUCAAUCAUACGUGUCAAGGAUCUUGAUCAGUUCAUUCGAGAAUGCAAGGCUUUCGAUAUGGAUUUUGGACACCUAACCGGGGAUGCAUACGACGAACGGUUGCAGAAGUUUCGGACUCGAUUUGAGGAGCUCCUCGGGAAUGCUAAUGGGGAAAGACGCCUGGCAAAUGUGUAAAUUAACACUAGGGGGCAUUUUCCGGUGGCCAUCCUUAAUCAAUACUGACUGGACUAGGCCGGAUUGGAAGAACUCUUCGAAUCUUUUAAUCGACCUGCAGACUAUAAGUCGAGUAUUCGUUAGGCGCCUGUAUAGAGAUCUUUUCCACCAAUCCACCAAAUGACCUCUCCCGAUGGGCUCAAAUCAGGCAGGUAUCUACAAUGAAAUUAUACCGUGCCUUCUCCGCUCGUGGGCAUUUUGAUACUUUUCUAAAGUUAUCGUUAUUUGUUAUAUCACGAACCAAGUAAGAAUAUGUUAUUUGACAAAAAAUUU
Messenger RNA from Lentinula edodes (shiitake mushroom), 1322 nucleotides. RefSeq lists its product as uncharacterized. Bases 189 to 1010 code for a protein of 273 amino acids. Lineage: Eukaryota; Fungi; Basidiomycota; Agaricomycetes; Agaricales; Omphalotaceae. The record is from RefSeq and is a predicted model, not a curated record. The transcript has 6 exons.